Messenger RNA from Phymastichus coffea, 1602 nucleotides. RefSeq names its product sensory neuron membrane protein 1-like. The transcript has 8 exons. Gene Ontology annotation, cellular component: cytoplasm; membrane. The record is from RefSeq and is a predicted model, not a curated record. Bases 1 to 1602 code for a protein of 533 amino acids. Lineage: Eukaryota; Metazoa; Arthropoda; Insecta; Hymenoptera; Eulophidae. Gene Ontology annotation, molecular function: scavenger receptor activity.
AUGAAUCGUAUAAAAAAAUUCGCUUAUUUGGGAGGUGGCUUAUUUAUGUUCGGUGUCUUUUUUGGAUUUAUGAUAUUUCCCAAAAUCUUAAAGAUUGAAAUCCACAAACAAGUAAAUUUGAAACCUGGAACUGAUGUUCGAGACGUGUGGAGCAAGAUUCCCUUUGCACUUGAUUUUAGAGUUUAUUUAUUCAAUGUAACAAAUCCAGAUGGAAUUAAAAACGGUGAAAAGCCUAUUCUUCGUCAAGUUGGCCCAUAUUACUUCGAAGAAUGGCAUGAAAAGGAUAAAUUAAUUGACUCUAAUAAAGACGACACAGUCGAGUAUUCAACGAAAAAUACAUACAUUUUCAAGGCAGAAAAAAGUCACGGACUCACUGGUGAGGAAGAACUUGUGCUUCCUCAUAUUUUUAUUUUGUCGUUAGUAAUGGCCGCUGUACGAGAAAGACCUUCGGCAAUGCCUAUCAUUAAUAAGGCGGUUAAUAGUAUGUUCAAAAAUUCUGACAAUGUUUUUGUCAAAACAAAAGCUAUGGAUUUGAUAUUUAGAGGAUUGCCAGUUGACUGUUCUGUAACUGAUACCGCCGCAACUGCUGUCUGCAACGUAGUAAGAGAAAACUCCGAUGCAUUUAUUGUAGAAGACGAAAAUCAUUUUAAAUUUUCUCUUCUUGGAACGAAAAACGGCACAACAAGUAAAGAUCGCACAAAAGUUCUGCGAGGAGUAAAAAAACAAGCUGAUAUCGGCAGGGUCAUCGAAUUCAAUGGAAAGACGAAAAUAUCGAAAUGGAAUGAUACAUUCUGUGAUAGUUUUAAUGGCACCGAUAGCUACAUAUUUCGUCCAUACCUAUAUAAGGACGAUGAUAUUGUAACAUAUGCUCCUCCUAUUUGUCGCAGUUUGAGUGCUUACUAUGAAAAAGAAACUAAGGUGUUGGGUAUACACACUAAUCGUUACACUGUAUGGUUGGGAGAUUCAAGCACUAUUCCACAGCAAAAAUGUUAUUGUCCAGCAAGUGGUUGUCUCAAGGCAGGAGUGAUGGACCUCCACAAAUGCAUUGGUGUUCCACUUGUAGCUUCACACCCACACUUAUGGAGAGCUCAUAAUUCGUAUUUGAAGAUGGUCGACGGUCUUAACCCAACUUAUGAGGAACAUGCAAUCCAAAUUGAUUUUGAGCCAUUCUCUGGUACGCCUAUAGCAGGAAAGAAACGAAUGCAAUUUAACAUAAUGAUUCAUCCAGUGGAGAAAUUCAAAAUUAUGAAAAACUUUCCUGAAGCUUUAUUGCCACUGUUUUGGAUCGAGGAAGGAUUUCUUCUAUCUGAUGAAUUAGCUAGUCAAGUCAAGUUGCUUCACAGAGUUCGCGGAAUUGUGAAAACUAUGUCAAUAAUGAUGAUACUAGGUGGAUUAGGCAUAUCAGGUUAUGCUGGAUUUAUGUUCUAUCAAGAGAAACAAACCAUGAAAAUUGACGUGACGAAAGUAGCAUCAAAAAAUAAAAAUAAUAAUGUUGCUCUCAGUGUAACGAAUGUUGAGAAUAAUGGUAACACUAACGCAAAUAGGUAUCCAUUGAAAAAUAGCAAUUUGAAAACAGUCAAAGUACCACCAGCUGUUGAUUAA